AAGAACAGUACAACAAUCUUAUGGAACGAGCUAAGGAAGUUUAUAUCAGGACUUGCACAGCUUUCAAAGAAUGCGGUUUAUCACAAGUCCUUUUCUUCAACAGUUACGCGCGCUUGCUUCGAACAAAGCCUCAGCACGUACCUCGUGAAUGGACCUCGCAAUCCAUCAGUGACGUUUACGGGAUAGCCUUGAAUUUGUGCCGGAAAAAGUUAGGUAAACAUCCCGACACUGCGGCGACCUUACUAUUCUAUGGAUGGCAUCAGAAAAGUAUUAAUCUACUUCAGGAAGCAAUGGAACAUUUCCAAGAUUGCCUCGGGAAUCAUUUCAUGACUGCUCAAUGUCAUAAAUACAUUGCAGACUUUUAUUUUAGAUGUUACUUCCCUGACGAAAAUCGCGCUGAUAUUGAAAAAUGCUUUGAACAUUACGAAGCUGCACUGACUAUGAUGGAGAAUCUUGGUGUGGGUGAUCACAAGGAGAGUAUUUUAACCCUAAGAAAGUACGCACUUUGUCACCAAAAGAAAGACAACUAUAAAGAAGCCAUCAAUAUCCUUACGAAAGCAAAAGAAGUCGCUGAGACUGAAUUAGAAGAGGAUCACAAAUGGAAGGUUAUGAUUGAAACUCAGUUGGCUCUUCUACAUGAAUGCAUUGGAAAUGUAAAAGAAGCGAAAGAAAUUAUGAGUAAAGCACUUGAAAUGAAUGAACGACUAAACCAAGCAUUAAAUCAGCUAUCAAACAAAAAAGAGAUCAAAGAAUUCCUUGACCGUCAUCCAGAGCUCAACUGAAUUCUUAUGAGACCGUACUUGCGUUGAUGAUGUUGACAGAUAGAGAUCUCUGACCACAGUUAAUAGAACCCUGACAUGGUUUUCGUCUAAAUACAUGAACUGCAACGGAAGUUUAACUGCAGUCGCCGGAGUAUAAACGGCGAACUCUGAGUAUUAGACCGAAUUCGUUUUAAGAGUCUAUACAAGCGUUAAUAAAUGAGAAAAUGCCUUAUUCAAGGUCUGUAAUAGCCUCUAGAUAGAGAGGCUGAGAUUUUGUUUCAAACGUUUCCGUUUAUGCAACUGAUGAGGUCGUCCACCGACAUAGUAAUGACCGUGACGUUCCUGCAAUGAUAGUCUAUUAGAUUAAAUUUCCAUGAUGUGAGAUUUGUGACUCGCUUCUACUUGGGUCAAAUACCUGUUCAUUUCCGUCUAACUACUGAAUUUUCCAUCUCAUCAAUAUAAAAAUUAAGAUAAAUAUCCUACACUAAAUACGUUUAACAUUCUUAAACGAAAGAGUGUUAAAUUGGAUCGAGUUUCAAGAUAUCAUAUAACUUCUAGCUUCUACUAACUAAAUCUAAACUGAAUGAUCGAGUAACAAUCCGAAAUGGCUUUGUUCAAUACUCCUUGUACGAGCAGUCUAACAAACUAUUUUGCAUGAAAUACUUCGGCCACAUCGUGAGAAUGUUUGUCGACGCGAAUGCUUUAAAUUAAAGAACUUUAUUGACUGUUGAA
Stylophora pistillata is the source of this 1493-nucleotide messenger RNA. RefSeq lists its product as uncharacterized. NCBI's taxonomy places the organism in Eukaryota, Metazoa, Cnidaria, Anthozoa, Scleractinia, Pocilloporidae. Gene Ontology annotation, molecular function: protein binding; ATP hydrolysis activity. The record is from RefSeq and is a predicted model, not a curated record.